Anguilla anguilla (European eel) is the source of this 7124-nucleotide messenger RNA. It is a transcript of the gene snrnp200, whose product is annotated as small nuclear ribonucleoprotein 200 (U5). NCBI's taxonomy places the organism in Eukaryota, Metazoa, Chordata, Actinopteri, Anguilliformes, Anguillidae. The coding region runs from base 133 to 6546 and encodes 2137 amino acids. Gene Ontology annotation, molecular function: ATP binding; nucleic acid binding. The record is from RefSeq and is a predicted model, not a curated record. Gene Ontology annotation, cellular component: nucleus. The transcript is spliced from 46 exons.
AGGAGGAGAAGACGAAGAAGAAGAGGCGAAGAAGAAGAAGAAGAGGCUCACGGGAUACUACCCAUACGCACAGCAAACGCAGUCGGUGUUAUCUUGGUAGCAGUCGUACGUUUGCGACUGUAUUUUGAAGAGAUGGCGGAUGUAACGGCAAGAAGUUUGCAGUACGAAUACAAAGCGAAUUCCAACUUGGUCUUGCAAGCAGACCGAUCUCUGAUUGAUCGAACACGACGUGAUGAACCCACAGGAGAAGUGCUGUCGCUGGUUGGGAAACUGGAGGGUACCAAAAUGGGGGACAAGUCUCAGAGGACCAAGCCUCAAAUGUUGGAAGAGAGAAGAGCAAAGAGACGAAAAAGAGAUGAGGACCGACAUGAUAUCAACAAGAUGAAGGGAUUUACGCUGUUGUCGGAGGGCAUCGAUGAAAUGGUGGGCAUCGUAUACAAGCCUAAGACCAAGGAGACCAGGGAGACUUAUGAAGUUCUUCUUAGCUUCAUCCAGGCAGCCCUUGGGGAUCAGCCAAGGGACAUUCUGUGUGGAGCAGCAGAUGAGGUUUUGGCAGUGCUGAAGAACGACAAGAUGCGAGACAAGGAGCGCCGGCGUGAGGUGGAACAGCUGCUGGGCCCAGCAGAUGAUACACGUUAUCAUGUACUUGUCAAUCUGGGAAAGAAGAUCACAGACUAUGGGGGGGAUAAAGAACUUCAGAACAUGGAUGACAACAUUGAUGAAACGUACGGUGUGAAUGUGCAGUUUGAAUCUGAUGAGGAGGAAGGUGAUGAGGACCAGUUUGGGGAGGUUCGUGAUGAGGGAUCGGAUGAGGACAGUGAAGGAGUGGAGGCAGAUGUGGGCUGCACCCUCACAGCGAAUCUUGGUGCUGCCGGUGAUGUGAUGACAACCAAGAAGAAAGACCUACACCCCCGUGAUAUUGAUGCAUUCUGGCUACAGCGGCAGCUCAGCCGUUUCUAUGACGAUGCCAUUGUCUCACAGAAAAAGGCCGAUGAGGUGCUGGAGAUUCUCAAGACUGCCAGUGAUGACAGGGAGUGUGAGAAUCAGCUGGUUCUACUGCUUGGGUUUAACACCUUUGACUUCAUAAAGAUUCUGCGCCAGCAUCGACGCAUGAUCCAGUACUGCACCAUGUUGGCAAGUGCCCAGAGUGAAGCAGAGAAGGAAAGGAUCAUGGGAAAGAUGGAGGCUGAUCAAGAUUUGUCCAAAAUUCUCUACCAGUUGCAGGAGACUGAGAAGGAGGACAUCAUUCGUGAGGAGCGAUCUCGUAGGGAGAGGGUGAGGAAGUCUCGUUUGGACAAUGACCUGGAGGCCAUGGACCUAGAUCAUGAAGAGUCUCUGGCUCCUCGGCAGUUGCUGGAUUUAGAAGACCUAGCGUUCACUCAAGGCAGCCACUUUAUGGCCAAUAAGCGCUGCCAGUUGCCAGAUGGCUCCUUCCGCAAACAACGCAAGGGCUAUGAGGAGGUUCAUGUUCCUGCUCUGAAACCAAAACCAUUUGCAGAGGAUGAGGUGCUGGUAGCAAUUGAGAAGCUUCCGAAAUAUGCGCAAGCAGCAUUUGAGGGAUUCAAAACUCUCAAUCGCAUUCAGAGCAAACUAUUCAAAACUGCCAUGGAGACAGACGAGAACCUUCUGGUGUGCGCUCCCACAGGGGCAGGAAAGACCAAUGUUGCACUGAUGGCUAUGUUGCGGGAAAUUGGGAAGCACAUCAAUAUGGAUGGCACCAUAAAUGUGGAUGACUUCAAGAUUAUCUAUAUAGCACCCAUGCGCUCACUUGUGCAAGAGAUGGUGGGCAGUUUCAGCAAGCGCCUGGCUAGUUAUGGGAUCACUGUGGAAGAGCUGACAGGAGAUCACCAGUUGUGUAAAGAGGAGAUUAAUGCCACCCAAGUCAUUGUUUGCACACCUGAAAAGUGGGAUAUCAUUACACGCAAAGGUGGGGAGCGUACCUACACCCAGUUGGUCCGUCUCAUCAUCAUUGAUGAGAUUCACCUUCUGCACGAUGACCGAGGGCCUGUUCUUGAGUCUUUAGUGGCCCGAACAAUCCGUAAUGUGGAGCUCACCCAGGAGGAUGUGCGCUUACUGGGCCUGAGCGCCACUCUGCCCAAUUACGAGGAUGUGGCAGCCUGCCUACGAGUGGAUCCUGCUUGUGGCCUAUUCUACUUUGAUAACAGUUUUCGCCCUGUACCCCUGGAACAGACUUAUGUUGGUAUCACUGAAAAGAAGGCCAUCAAGCGCUUCCAAAUUAUGAAUGAAAUUGUUUACGAGAAGAUCAUGGAGCAUGCUGGCAAGAACCAGGUUCUGGUGUUUGUACACUCCAGAAAGGAGACAGGAAAGACUGCGCGAGCUAUUCGUGACAUGUGUCUGGAAAAGGACACACUGGGGCUCUUCCUCCGGGAGGGGUCAGCCUCCACGGAAGUCCUCAGGACUGAGGCAGAACAGUGCAAGAACCUUGAGCUGAAAGAUCUGCUGCCUUACGGUUUUGCCAUCCAUCAUGCUGGAAUGACACGAGUGGACCGGACCUUGGUUGAGGACCUUUUUGCUGACCGUCACAUCCAGGUGUUGGUGUCCACAGCCACAUUGGCCUGGGGUGUGAACCUUCCAGCGCACACAGUUAUCAUUAAGGGCACGCAAGUUUAUAGUCCAGAGAAGGGUCGGUGGACAGAGCUAGGAGCUCUGGACAUUUUACAGAUGCUUGGGAGAGCAGGGCGCCCUCAAUAUGACACCAAGGGUGAAGGCAUUUUGAUUACAUCUCACGGGGAGCUCCAGUACUACCUGUCCUUGCUAAAUCAGCAGCUUCCUAUUGAAAGCCAGAUGGUUGGGAAGCUGCCCGACAUGCUCAAUGCCGAGAUUGUGCUUGGUAAUGUGCAGAAUGUCCAGGAUGCAGUGAACUGGCUCGGUUACAGUUACCUAUAUGUGCGCAUGCUUCGUAACCCCACCCUGUACAGUGUUUCCCUUGAUGACCGCAGUUCCGACCCUUUGCUGGAGAGACGCAGGCUGGACCUAGUACACACAGCUGCCAGUAUACUGGACAAGAAUAGCCUCAUUAAGUACGACAAAAGAACUGGCAGCUUCCAGGUGACAGACCUUGGAAGGAUUGCCAGUCACUUCUACAUCACACAUGACUCUGUUCAGACCUACAACCAGCUGCUGAAGCCCACACUUAGUGAAAUCGAGCUGUUCCGCGUCUUCUCCCUCUCUUCAGAAUUCAGGAAUAUCACUGUUCGUGAGGAAGAGAAGCUGGAGCUGCAGAAGUUGCUGGAGAGAGUUCCAAUACCUGUGAAGGAAAGCAUUGAGGAACCUAGUGCCAAGAUUAAUGUAUUACUUCAGGCCUACAUCUCUCAACUGAAGCUGGAAGGAUUUGCACUGAUGGCUGACAUGGUCUAUGUCACCCAGAGUGCCGGCCGUCUGAUGCGGGCAAUAUUUGAGAUUGUGCUGAGCAGAGGCUGGGCCCAACUGACUGACAAGACUAUGAACCUCUGCAAGAUGAUUGACAAGAGAAUGUGGCAGUCCAUGUCUCCCCUCCGUCAGUUUCGGAAGCUUCCGGAAGAAGUCAUCAAGAAAAUUGAGAAGAAGAACUUUCCAUUUGAGCGUCUCUAUGACCUUAAUCACAAUGAAAUUGGUGAAUUGAUCCGCAUGCCAAAGAUGGGGAAGACCAUCCACAAGUAUGUGCACCAGUUCCCGAAAUUGGACCUGGCAGUUCAUCUGCAGCCCAUUACCCGUUCCACGCUCAAAGUAGAACUCACGAUCACACCAGAUUUCCAAUGGGAUGACAAGGUUCACGGCUCCUCUGAGGCCUUCUGGAUCUUGGUCGAAGACGUAGACAGUGAAGUCAUACUCCACCAUGAGUAUUUUCUUCUGAAGGCAAAAUAUGCCCAGGAUGAGCACCUAGUCACCUUUUUCGUCCCUGUGUUUGAGCCACUGCCUCCCCAGUACUUCAUCCGUGUGGCAUCUGAUCGCUGGCUGUCCUGUGAGACCCAGCUGCCUGUGUCGUUCCGUCACCUAAAUCCUGCAGAAAAGUACCCACCGCCCACAGAGCUGCUAGACCUGCAGCCCUUGCCAGUCUCAGCCCUCAGAAACUCUGCCUUUGAAAGCCUGUACCAAGAAAAGUUCCCCUUCUUCAAUCCAAUCCAGACACAGGUGUUCAACGCUGUAUACAACAGCGAUGACAAUGUCUUUGUCGGUGCCCCUACGGGCAGUGGGAAGACCAUCUGUGCCGAGUUCUCCAUUCUUAGGAUGCUUCUGCACAAUGCUGAGGGCCGCUGUGUCUACAUCACCCCCAUGGAGGCUUUGGCUGAACAGGUGUUUGUGGACUGGCAUGAGAAGUUUCAGGAUGCUCUGAAUAAGAAGGUUGUCUUGCUGACGGGAGAGACCAGCACUGACCUGAAGCUACUGGGAAAGGGUGAUAUUAUUGUUAGCACCCCUGACAAGUGGGACAUCCUGUCUCGGCGCUGGAAACAGAGGAAGAAUGUUCAAAAUGUUAGCCUCUUCAUUGUGGACGAGACACACCUUAUAGGGGGCGAGAAUGGGCCUGUGCUGGAAGUGAUCUGCUCAAGGAUGAGGUACAUCUCUUCACAGAUAGAGCGGCCCAUUCGCAUAGUAGCACUAAGCUCCUCUCUCUCCAAUGCCAAGGACGUUGCUCACUGGUUGGGCUGCAGCACCACUGCAACUUUCAACUUCCACCCUAAUGUGCGGCCUGUGCCCCUGGAGAUGCAUAUCCAGGGCUUCAAUGUGAGUCACACUCAAACUCGGCUGCUGUCAAUGGCCAAGCCCGUGUACCAUGCCAUCAUGAAGCAUUCUCCAUCUAAACCUGUGGUGGUGUUUGUGCCAUCUCGCCGACAGACACGUCUCACUGCCAUUGAUAUCCUGACUUUCUGUGCUGCAGAUGUUGUUCCUCAGAGGUUCCUGCACUGCACUGAGAAAGACCUGGCUCCCUUCCUGGAGAAAGUGACAGACACCACCUUGAGAGAGACUCUGGCUAAUGGGGUUGCAUACCUGCAUGAGGGUCUGUCUGCCACUGAAAGAAGAAUUGUGGAACAGCUUUUCAACUCUGGUGCUGUACAAGUGGUGGUGGCAUCACGGUCACUCUGCUGGGGUACCAAUAUUUCUGCACAUCUGGUGGUUGUCAUGGAUACACAAUACUACAAUGGCAAGAUCCAUGCCUACGUGGAUUACCCCAUUUACGAUGUACUACAGAUGGUUGGCAAGGCCAACCGCCCCCUGCUGGAUGACGAAGGACGUUGUGUCAUCAUGUGCCAGGGCUCCAAGAAGGAUUUCUUUAAGAAGUUCCUAUAUGAGCCCCUGCCUGUGGAGUCUCAUCUGGACCACUGCUUGCAUGACCACUUCAAUGCUGAAAUUGUCACCAAGACUGUGGAGAAUAAGCAAGAUGCAGUAGACUACCUUACCUGGACCUUCCUGUACCGCCGCAUGACCCAAAACCCUAACUACUACAAUCUACAAGGUAUGUCUCACCGGCAUCUGUCUGACCAUCUGUCAGAGCUGGUGGAGAACACACUACAUGAUCUUGAGCAGUCAAAAUGCAUCAGCAUUGAAGACGAGAUGGAUGUAGCACCACUUAACCUGGGCAUGAUUGCUGCAUACUAUUAUAUCAACUACACCACCAUCGAGUUGUUCAGUAUGUCCUUGAAUGCCAAGACUAAGAUCCGCGGGUUGAUCGAGAUAAUCUCCAAUGCUGCUGAGUACAAGAACAUUCCCAUCAGGCACCAUGAGGACACACUGCUCCAUCAGUUGGCCCAAAAAGUGCUGCACAAACUCAACAAUCCCAAAUUCAAUGACCCACAUGUGAAGACAAACCUGUUAUUACAGGCCCAUUUAUCACGAAUGCAGCUGAGUGCUGAGCUGCAGUCUGACACAGAGGAAAUAUUGAGCAAGGCUGUUCGUCUGAUCCAGGCAUGUGUGGAUGUGCUGUCCAGCAAUGGCUGGUUAAGCCCUGCACUAGCAGCCAUGGAGCUGGCGCAGAUGGUCACUCAGGCAAUGUGGUCCAAGGAUUCCUACCUCAAGCAACUGCCCCAUUUUACCUCUGAGCAUAUCAAACGUUGUACUGACAAGGGAGUGGAGAGCAUUUUUGACAUCAUGGAAAUGGAGGAUGUGGAGCGCACUGGGCUCCUUCAGCUCACUGAUGCACAGAUGGCUGAUGUAGCACGAUUCUGCAACCGUUACCCCAAUAUUGAGUUGUCCUAUGAGGUGGCUGAGAAGGAAAGCAUUAAGAGUGGUGGACCAGUUCUGGUACUGGUGCAGCUGGAGAGAGAAGAGGAGGUAACAGGACCUGUCAUUGCUCCUCUGUUUCCACAGAAACGUGAGGAAGGCUGGUGGGUGGUGAUUGGAGACCCCAAAUCCAAUAGCCUGAUUUCCAUUAAGAGAUUGACACUGCAGCAGAAAGCAAAGGUUAAGUUGGACUUUGUGGCACCAGCACAAGGCAUUCACAAUUACACACUGUACUUCAUGAGUGAUGCAUACAUGGGGUGUGACCAGGAGUACAAGUUCAGCGUGGAUGUGAAGGAAGCUGACAGCGAGGGAGACAGCGACUCCGACUGAGCUGGGAGGAGUCUAAAAUUGGGUGGGGUUGGGGUCUCCUAAAAACCUUGAACUUUAAGGUGGGGGUCACUUUUCACUCUUACUCAUCCUUCAUACCAAUCAACAUAAUUUUAUGAUGUCUUAUCUGUUCCACUUCUCAAUUUAAGAGACAAAACAAUGUAGAUCUCCUUGCAGUAAAGGUUGCAAUCUGCGCUUUAUCCAUUUUUUGUAAGAAUAUUGGCUUUAAGCAAAUGUUCCUGUGAUUUUCUCACAAUUGUAUUUCAAGCUCUGCAGUACAGUUCCGGCAGGUAAAGUAAAUUCUGGAUAAAACUGCUGGACUCUUAAUGUGAUUGACAAAAAAAUUAAGUUAACCAGCUGUUUUUUUGUAAUUUGUUUUUCUCUAGAUAACCUUGUCAUGGCUUUUGUGUAGACUUCAUUAGGUGGGAAUAUUUUUCAACAAUAUUGUCUUUGUGUUUUCAAGGUAUAAUUGGUAAUGUUUUGCUUAAGAAAUUUGAAAUUUUGUUUUUAGAAACAUUAAUUUUGAAGUAGAUGGUAAAAUUGCUCUGUUAAUGUCAGCUUUAAUAAAGAUUUGAAAUGCA